Peronospora matthiolae is the source of this 4263-nucleotide messenger RNA. The record is from the annotation of a GenBank genome assembly. NCBI's taxonomy places the organism in Eukaryota, Oomycota, Peronosporomycetes, Peronosporales, Peronosporaceae.
AUGCCUACGCCAAUCGCCUGUAAUACUGUCCAGCUCUGGACAGCCGUUCGCGGCUUCUCGGAUGCACAGUUGCGCUGCAUUGAGACACGUAUUUACGAGUUUUUCUGCGGCAGUAUUAGUCCUUCGCAGUCUAUUCCGUCGUCAUCAUCAGGACGAGCAUCCGAUCUUUCGCUCACUACCACUGUAGAUUGCUUCCUUCAGCUACAACUUGACGACAAAGUCCAGUCUGUGCGUGUGGACGACUUUGUGAACGUGUUUCUGUCCUUUCUGCACCAACAGACUCAAUUGCAUACGGACGCGCAAGGACCUGACAUUGCAACGACAUCUUCAGCUUCUGAGACGAAGCGCUCCACGAGCACGACUUCAGUGGAUGACCACGUGGCUACAUUUGACCCGCACAGCCUGACUUUUGAAAAUGAGUUCCCGCAACUGACGCCAAUUCAUGUGGCACCCAAAGUAACCAAGCGCCGAAUUACGACUACACUGUUGACAUGCAAGGAACCGACCAUCGUGGCUCGUCCAAUGCCUGCAACCAUCGCGUUUCCACAAUUGGGAACACCCGAGGGCACAACAAGGUCUUCAAUGUGGGCCAAAAGAUCUUUAUUGGAAAAACGCAUGGCCACUUUGAGCUCGACAGCCAGGCAAUCACCGGAGCAGACAAAGAGCACCGAAAAGAAGCCCACGAAAACGUGGACAAAUGUUGACAAGGAACACGUGAGCGAUACGGAUGAAGCAAGAAAUGCUGUGCCUGAAGGCGUGAAAACGACACCAGAAGUACAAAAGAUGGAGAGUACAAAAACGAAGGAGGCAGAUCAAGAAACUGAUAGUCGCUUGCACAAUAAAGCGAACGACAGCAUAUCGCGAUAUCAGCACAUCAGAGUAGAGCAAAAAAAGCAUUUAUUGAAGCGCGUGACGGAGAAAAACAAGGCGAAACUUACGUCCACGAAGCAGAAGAAUCUACGGGGCUGCCAACCGCUCACCGCUGCGCUGGCGAAGGGUACGAGUGCAAAAACGAACGCAUCACCGGAGAAUUUUGCAGUGAAUACACAGGCGGCCAAGUUGUACGGAUAUCUCAUCAGACGGCGAUUUGUCAAAAAUACUUGUGCCGAGCUGCAGGUUGUCAUUGGCUUGUUGUACCGGGCUGACUGCACAGCGUGUCACAAUAGCCAAUUGCAUUGGCAGAACGUAGACAACAUCUCUACUGUGUCAUUGUGCGUUGAGCCGUCCGAGUUUUGUUGGCGAACGCACUGUCUCGACUUCGCUGAGAUCGUUUUUCAAGAGAUUGAAGAUGUACUGAUGUGUCUAGGCGACAAUUUACUUGCUCCAGUGAAACAGAGCUUGUGUCGUGUAGAGCGGACGUGGUCAAGUAGCUUAUUGGAAAGACUGGAUCUAUCGUCACGCCGACGUGAAGAGCUUCGUGUGACAGAAAGUGCGCGAAUCGGCUGCCAGUUACCAGUGGAAAUGAGGGCGAGUGCCGUACGGGACUUUACAAUACCAUUUAACGAAGAGUUUGACUCCCGCUUGUACUAUCGAACACGAGCGGAAUCCCUUUUGUAUGCCAAUCGCGAAAAGAUCCGAGACCUGUUUUUGAGCUUGCUGCGUCAAUUCCAGCAGAAGCAGCACAGUCUUGUUGGUAUCGAAACUGCAGGGGUGGCAGUCGAAGCUACAGCUGCAGCAAGGAAGUUGCUGGUGGAGGUUUCUCCUGAAAACAAAUGGUGGUUCGCCCAUUUUUUUGUUCAGGAGCUGAUUCAGAUCGGCGCAAACCCUUUCGGUGAGAGCGACAAGGAUCUCUUACUCAAGAUUAUGGAAGAUAAGCUCGUGGUGAGAAAUCCCGAUCGGCUGCGCAAGCUACACCGACGUUUCUCAAGUCAAAAGUUAUCGACCAAAGUAUCGCCAUCCAACGUACAUGCCUAUCGUCGAAGUCCGGACGUAUCGAGUAAUAGCAACACCUCUGCCCAGAGAAACAAUAGCAGUUGUAACCGGUCCGAUGUCCAGUCUAGUACGAACGGGGUUGAAGCAAGCAAAACCUCUUUAGCUGCGCUAAAUACUACGGAGCGCUUUUUCACGGAUAACCAGCUCUUCUUUUUCCACUUUCUGCAUAGUUGUGACAGCUACAACUUCUCCGAGCUUGUGAAGCACCAAUUAGUGCGACAAUUUUACGUGCUUGGUGACACUAGUGCUGCGGCUGCAGAUGCUCGACAAGGCUUCACGGAAGUAGUAUUGAAGCUUAAGGUUGUAGCAAAGUUUCUGGGGUACCUUCGCUUUUCACCACAGUGGCAAGUGACGUGCUCGUUUCGUGAGCUUUCAUUACAAAAUGCUGCCAUGAAGGCUAUUGAAAAGGAGGGAAUCGAUACGCUCGAGGUAGGCCGCGGCUCAAAUUUUGAUGUGAAACAGUUGUUGGAGGCGAGCAUUUUGCAAGCAUCAAUCGCUAAGUGCAUCCCAUGGCUCUGCGACUAUUUAUCAAUGCUUUCGCUUGAUCGGUUGUCGCUGGGAACGACAUAUUUUAAGCAGCUCGUGUUGAUGUUGCAGCUUUUGUAUCGCUCACCACUAGUUGACUCGCUAGGUGAGACUGGGCUUUACAUAGCGCUGCAAAUAGAGCGCAUCCUUCAGGUGUUGAAUGUGGACGAGCAUCGAGACGAACUUCGAUCUCUGGUGCUACUUCCGUCGGAACGAGUGUGCAAGACGCUCUCGAGUGGUGGCGGUAAAUCCUUAUUGGAAAAGUCGGUAAAUGGUGCAGAAGAAGACUAUUUACCAUUUUUGUACAACCAAGUGUUUAUUCAGAGCUGUGUGAGUGAGCUUGAAGACUUGCGUGAAUUUCUGCAGACCCAAGCGCAAGAGCCGCUACGACGCAAUAAAAACUUGGGUAGUGUUGGAAAAAUGGCAGCAGGGCAGAUGGUAGCACCUGUUCGCAAACUCCGACCGUUGCAAGUUGUGAUUGAAGAGGGUGCUUGCUCUGACAAGAGUUUGUCUUUAUUCACCGACAGUACUGGUCUAGCUGCGCCUCACCAUACAGACGAGAACGACAAAUUGUCCGAGGCUCUAUUCAAGGUGCAUCCAAAGAUGAAAGCUGUGGUGGAUUUCGUUACUGGAACAUUGACGAAAGACGUGUGUGAACACGUCAUAACGUGUGUUGUCACGCCUCGUGCGGAUGCGCUAGUCAACCAGUGUGCAUCUGAUAGCGGUUUGCUUAAUAUCAAGAAAAAUGUAGACGUCUCCGCAGCGCUCGAUGAGCAUUCUGCCAUUGUCGAGCUAUCUUCGUUUCAUAAGCUGCUUACGACAAUGACUUGCCCUGAAGCAAACUUGACAUGUGCUUCAGCUUUGCAAGAAGCUCUUUGUCUUGGGGAGAAGCGUGUAAUUGCGGCAAUCGUUCCUUUAAUGUCAUCGUCACAUCCCACGCUGAUCAAAUCGAUUACCUCCGUUGCGGUACAACGCACGCGAUCCAGCUUAACAGCACUGGUACCGAAAAACUCCCAGACGGAAUUCAUUAAGCGCGUAGCCUGUCGAGAGAAAGAUAUCUUAAAGAACUUUGAUCUUACUGCGAAGACGGCAGUAGCCAGUCUUUCGUUUACGACACCAGUCGAACCAUACGCUGGUAUGAAGGCCCAAGAAGAAAAGUUGUCACCCGAGAAGGGGCACCCGUACCAAGAAUUGAGACGGCAUGUUGCUCUCAUUUCCAAGAGUUCUAGCCACGAUGGAUUGAAGAAGUCAAGUCUUGCCGAGUGGGAAUCGCAGGUCGUCGUACUAUCUUCGAGUCUCUCGCAGUUUAGUAUCUUGCUCAACGAUUGUAUGGAGUCUGGUGACUUUACGCGUGAUCUCGGAUCUCCAUCAAGUGUUCCAGCUCUCGUUAUUUGGGAUAUUAUCUGGCGGGGUCUCAUGUCUUGCUUAACGUUCAUUGAGACAUCAUUAACCAUAUUUGAUGCGUGCAAACUGCUCUUGGUACAAGAUGGCCGUGCAACGAGUGUCGAGAACUGUUUCGUCAAAUUUGUUGCUGACUUUGCAAUACUACUCAAAGUGAUCGUGUGGUUUGUGAAGAAAAGUCCAAGAAGAGACAUCAUAUUUUCUCGUUUACGGCCCACAAUUACUUUCGUAGGGGAAUACAUGAUGCAACAACCGUCUGCACGUUCUCCUUUACCCAUCGGGCGUGACCAAGUAUCUGAAAGUCUCGUGAAAUGGGCUCGUUUAGUAAUUGCUGAACAACUUCGCGAGGUUGUGUCACCUUUUCUGGCACCCGCUGAUGAAGCGACAGCAGACAGCUGUGCUUAA